AUGGAUCCCCAACCUUACUGCUAUGAAUACAAGAAACCAAUCUAUAGAAGUACAUUGUUCCCUGAACUUCUUUCUAUUGCUGGUCAAUCUGGAGAUGUGUCAAAAAGGAAACAACGGCUUAAAGCGUUUCUAGAGAAGAUGCAGGAGUAUGAACCAGAAAUGGAAUUAUACGAACUCCACGAAAUGGAAAAUAACUUCGUCGUAUCACGAGAACGUUAUAAAAAAGAAUCAGCCAGAUUGCAGCUAAAAAUGGUGACUAUGAUGUUAGUGAUUGCACUUGUUGGAAACUUACUUUACGAAAAUGUUUCGAAUGAUUAUAAAACUUAUGUGCACUCUGAUGAAAUCAUAAUACCUGAUAGUAUGAUACUGUUAAUAAUGACAGCAAGCGUAGUUAAAGUGUACAGUAAAAUGAUGUAUCCUGUAGCAGUUGGAAUGCCAUUUUUUAUGGUACUGCUCUUUAUGAUCCAAAACAAGCUGAUGGAUCUGCACGAGGAUUUCAAGAGAAUGAUAACUAGAAAGAAGACAAAAGAGUACCCAAACGAUAUAUUGAAUCAAAAGUUCAAGAUUAUCGAUUUACUGUUAGAGGAUGAUCCGCCUAUCUGGAAUCAUCGAGAAGUUUUGGAUCAAUUGAAUUGGAAAUAUUUGUUGUUGGGUCUCAUUCCUCUAUUGAUGGUUCUGGUCAUUCCAGUCACUGUUCACAUUGUGAUAUCCUUCAGAUUCAUUACCACUAUGGACUCCCAGGAGUUUCUUGCACUAAUUGCUUCUUUUGUUACUAUUUCUCUUAUUCUCAUAUGUUUUCCAUUCUUUUAUUAUUGUGAUUCACUUUCUCUUCGUAUUUACAGAGUGGUGGAGAUGGUAGGACACACUGCCACUGUGGGGGUUGGUGAUAGCUGUGAUGGCAGAGUUUAUGAUCGUUUUUGUUUCAGAUUAAAAAUGCGACCAAAACGUUCUCAACCCAAAUCGAAAAAACUGAAAGAUCGAACUAGAUUUUUCACUAGACCUGUUAUUGUUCAACCAGGGACAGUGACAGAAAGGAAACAAGGACUCCAACAAUCUGUAGAAACCAUGCGCGAAAAUAAUGGAUCAAUAGAGAAAAACUUCAUAUUUACACGAGAACAUUACGAGGAAGAAGCAGCUAGACUAAAGAUGAAAAUCGCAUUAUCUAUACUCGUGAUGAUAAUGGUAUGCUUUUGUAAUGCAUUAAUUUUUCGAGUAUUUAAUACAAUAGAGAUUCCUCCCGAUAAUUGGCUACCGGAAACUCCUAUUCUAGCUCUUAUGAUUCCAGCAGUACUUUUAGUUCAACUAUUCGGAGUCAUUUUGGCAUUUGUUGUGAAAGUCAGGUAUUUGGAUGCAAUCUACAGAAUCCCAAAGAAGAUAAUGGCAUUAUAUGAAAAGUUGAAGAUAUGUAAACCAAAAACGGUUACAACAGGAUCGAACGAAAUUCUGAGCCAACAGUUCAAGAUAAUUGAUAUAACCUUCGAGGACAAUCCACCAAUUCGGAAACACGAUGUAGCUUUGAAAAAAUUGAAAACGAAAUAUUUUAAUUCGAUAAUCAUUAUUCAAAUGCUGAUUCUUCUUCUUCCGUUCUUUGCACAAACAGUAUUCAUCAGCAGGUUUAUUUUGUAUAGAGAUGUAGACGAACUCGCCGCCCUGGGUAUGUCGUUCAUGAUCGUACCAUUUAUUAUUGGGGUUUUUGGCAUGUCAUUCGAUCUUGAAACGUUUUCCGAUGACUUUUGA
Molecule: messenger RNA, 1737 nt
Organism: Caenorhabditis remanei
Lineage: Eukaryota; Metazoa; Nematoda; Chromadorea; Rhabditida; Rhabditidae
Exons: 9
Coding region: 1-1737 (578 amino acids)
Source: RefSeq, a predicted model, not a curated record